GCUCGGAGUCGGGGCGAAGUUGGCUAUCAUAGAAACCCUAAUAGAAACCUAGAUUUCGGAAUCGUCGGCAGCCGAGAUCACAACCAUGUCGAUGUCGAAGGGUUCGAAGAUGCUUCAGUACAUCAACUACAGGAUGCGCGUUACCAUCCAGGAUGGUCGCCAGCUCGUCGGCAAGUUCAUGGCGUUCGACCGUCACAUGAACCUUGUCCUCGGCGACUGCGAGGAGUUCCGGAAGCUCCCUCCCGCCAAGGGUGCCGCCAAGAAGGCCGAUGGAGACCGAGAGGACCGCCGCACCCUCGGCCUAGUUCUCCUCCGCGGCGAGGAGGUAGUUUCCAUGACCGUCGAGGGCCCCCCACCUCCCGACGAGUCCCGCGCGAAGGCCAACGCCGCGGCUGGCCUCGCUGGACCUGGGGUAGGCCGCGCCGCCGGCCGUGGCAUCCCCACGGCUCCCCUUAUCCAGGCACAGCCUGGUCUCGCUGGACCCGUCCGUGGCGUUGGCGGGCCAGCUCCUGGGAUGAUGCAGCCUCAGAUCUCGCGACCUUCUAUUCCUCAGCUAUCUGCGCCACCGAUCGCGUAUCCCCAAGUUCUCCGUCCGCCUGGCCCGGGGCAGGUUCCUGGUUUCCCAGGCCAGCCACAAGCAGUUGGCCAACGCCCACCUGGUGUCAUGCCCAUGCAGUUUGCUGCUAGGCCAGGAGGUCCACCCCCUCCAUUCCCUAUGCCCCCGCCUCAACUUGGUCAGAGGCCUCCAUUCCCAAUGCCUCCACCGGGUAUGCGGCCUGGUAUGCCUGCUCCUCUUCCCCCAAGGCCAGGUAUGCCGCCACCACCUGGUGGACAAGUCCCUAUGUUUGCUCCGCCAAGACCUGGAAUGCCGCCGCCACCACCACCGAACCAACAGCAAGGCCCAAGCCAGUAGUGAUUUGUGUCCUGGUAGGUAUCCUCAUCUUUUUGAUAUCCUUUGUUGGAUUUCUUACUUCAGCUCUAUCAGCUACUCCUACGGGGAAGGAAGGUAAACCUUAGGUUCGGAGUUAACGGUGUGCAAACCGAUAGGUAAUGUGUCUUACAUUCAAAACUAUGUCAUGUAACUGCAAGUCUUUCGUAUGCUACUGAUGCUUAACUAUGGAACCUUAUGUGCCACCUCUAUUUGCUCUCAGGGCUUUGUGAACUUUGACUUUCUAAAUAUCUUGCAUCCCAUAUUUCUAA
This is a messenger RNA of Zingiber officinale, 1200 nucleotides long. Its product is annotated as small nuclear ribonucleoprotein-associated protein B-like. Gene Ontology annotation, biological process: mRNA splicing, via spliceosome. Gene Ontology annotation, molecular function: RNA binding. The record is from RefSeq and is a predicted model, not a curated record. Gene Ontology annotation, cellular component: U4/U6 x U5 tri-snRNP complex; U1 snRNP; U2-type prespliceosome. The transcript is spliced from 2 exons. The coding region runs from base 86 to 913 and encodes 275 amino acids. NCBI's taxonomy places the organism in Eukaryota, Viridiplantae, Streptophyta, Magnoliopsida, Zingiberales, Zingiberaceae.